Saccoglossus kowalevskii is the source of this 2305-nucleotide messenger RNA. RefSeq names its product rhophilin-2-like. The record is from RefSeq and is a predicted model, not a curated record. Gene Ontology annotation, biological process: negative regulation of stress fiber assembly; signal transduction. Gene Ontology annotation, molecular function: protein binding. Lineage: Eukaryota; Metazoa; Hemichordata; Enteropneusta; Harrimaniidae.
AGAUUCGGCGUUUACGGGCUUAGGGCGUAUUUCGAGACUCGACGACUUGGUGGUGAAUCAGUUUGUACUUUGACCACAGUUUACGUAGUUAUUGCUUCACUCACAGCUCAAGUAGUGCGGAGAUAUUGACAUUUUUUGUGAUAUUGUCCAGACAGUUUAUUUCGUCGGUAGUAAUGUUAUAAUGACGGACGUUUUUACAAACGGUGUGGACGAAAAUGGAGGGUCCCAUCGAAAGGGAUCGGACCCUCUCGCACAAACAGUCCGCGGUAAAAUGCAGAACAGGAGGCAGAAGUUGAAUUAUCAAAUAAAUAAAGAAUUGAGGAUGAGGGCUGGAGCAGAGAACCUUUUUAGAGCGGCAACAAAUAAGAAAUUAAAAGAGCAGGUAGCGUUGGAACUCAGCUUUGUCAACUCCAAUUUACAACUACUGAAAGAGGAACUUGAAGAGCUGAACAGCGAUGUGGAGGCUUACCAGAAUGACAGCCAGAUGUCCAGUGUUCCAAUGAUUCCCUUAGGCUUGAAAGAAACCAAAGAAGUGGACUUCACAGUUCCAUUUAAAGAUUUUAUUUUAGAACAUUAUAGUGAAGACUGUGAAACUUAUGAAAAAGAAAUUAAAGAACUCAUGGUCCUCAGACAGGCUAUGAGGACACCCAGAAGAAAUGAAGAAGGGUUAGAACUACUCUAUGAAUAUUACAAUCAACUUUAUUUUGUAGAAAAUAGGUUUUUCCCAACAGAUAGACAUCUUGGAGUAUACUUUCACUGGUAUGACUCGUUGACAGGUGUACCAUCUGCACAGAGGACAGUAGCCUUUGAAAAAGGCAGUGCUUUGUUUAAUAUUGGAGCACUUUACACACAAAUAGGAGCUAAACAGGACCGAAGUCAUAAAGAAGGAAUAGAGAAAGCUAUAGAAAAUUUCCAGAAGGCUGCUGGUGCAUUCCGUUACUUAAGCGAUAAUUUCAGUCAUGCACCCAGUAUGGACAUGAGUAAUGCCGUACUCAAUAUGCUAGUGCAUUUAAUGCUGGCUCAGGUUCAAGAAUGCGUCUUUGAAAAAAGAACCAUUGGAGGAAUUGAAAUGUCUGUGAAAAAUUAUUUAGAAGUUGCACAGGAAGCAUCAGCAGUUUCAAAAGCUUAUGGUACAGUACAUCGUGCGAUGAACGCAGAUACAGUAAAAGACUAUGUACCGUACUCAUGGAUUUCAUUAGCUUUAGUUAAAUCAGAACAUUACAAGGCUAUGUCACAUUUCUACGUUGGAGUUGGAUUACUUUGUCGGAAAGAUAAUAGUGAGCAGGUUGUGUUGGAAGCUAUGUUUCCUAAACUCCAUGUGAAAACAGAUAAGACGGAUGAAAAUCUUCCCAUGCAAAUACCAAAGAAUUUCGAUGACAGCAAAAGGUUGGCAAAAGCACAUUUACACGCUUCAUUGAUGACACAUGAAGAAACUAUGAGGCUGCACAGAAUGAGCAAAAUGCUCCGGAAAAUUGACACUUUAGGCGGUAUCCUACGACUGUCACAUGAGAGGGCAAUGUCUCGGUAUUCAGAGAUAGACGAGGAAGAUGAGUUCUAUGAUGUUGUUGUGGUUCCUGACGUCCAAGCAAUUACAUCGCAAAAAGCUGAAUGUGUACUUCCUGACUUCAGUCAAGUCAAAGUUAUGGACAUAUUCCAUAGACUGGGUCCUCUGGCGAUUUUUUCUGCAAAACACAGGUGGAGUGCCCCCAGAAAGGUAGAAAUGGAGAGGACUGAAAACGGAUUUGGAUUCACAGUACGAGGGGAUUCACCUGUUAUUGUAGCGAGUUUAGACGAAGACGGGGCUGCUCAGAGAAGCGGGAUCAAAGAAGGCGAUUUCAUUGUCAAGAUUGGUGAGAAAGAUGUGAAGUGGGCAAAACAUGACGAUGUGGUGAAACAUAUAAUGGAAAGCCAUGGUCAGUUAUCGAUAAGCGUUGUCACACCACAAGGACGUGACUUCCUCCACCCCCAGGAUGAAAGGCGAUUAAGAACAUCAGGUCGACAUGACCACCAGUCAAUUGCACCGAAUGGAAAUGUUAUAAGUGCAAGAAACUCCCCAAUGAUGGGUCAGACAAAAUCAGACGUACAUUAUCGAAUGGGAAUGCGCGAUUCCAUUGACAGUCGGAAAGGGCUAGAGGGAAAGAAAGAGAAAAAGGAGAAAAGAAAAAGCGGGGUUGGCAUACUCGGGAAGAAAGAAGCAGCAUUGUGGUAAAAUACAUUGACUGUUGGGAAGGGUUUGAACAUACAUUGAUCAGGGUAAACCCUGUUGUGGCAAGCCUAUCUUACAAUGUCAUAUUGAACUAGAAUG